Symbiodinium natans is the source of this 1017-nucleotide messenger RNA. The record is from the annotation of a GenBank genome assembly. Lineage: Eukaryota; Dinophyceae; Suessiales; Symbiodiniaceae.
AUGGACAGCGAAGAUGCUGAAUGUGACGAAGACUCGCAGGAUGCAUGGCGUCGGUUCGACGAAGCCGUGGAAGCACUGCGUUGUGCAAGAUGUACUGGCCAGGCCAAAGCGCCGGGCCCAGACCUUCUCGGCAGUUUGGAAAGCCUGGCAGCACCUUUCAGGGGCAGCUGCCACGUUCUCAUCACGAGCACUGCUGGCACAGCCGUUCUCGAAUUUGACUGCGAUGUUAGCCAGAGCACGACUGAGCUGUACCAUCAAGUGGCCGCAGCCAGCGAUGUGCCGAUUGACAAGCUUGGACUCAUGAUGCUGACAAAGGAUGUAGCUCUGCCCAAGGAUAGUUCCCAGGUGCUGUCGUACGGGUUUCGGGCUGGCUCUUCUGUCCAUCUGGUGAUGCUGAUCUCAGGCAUUCUGCGUCCUGACCAUUUUUGGGACUUUCGCGGUGCUUCCGCAGACAUCUGUGAUGCCUACGGUGCUCCUGUUGCACAUCUCCGAGGCGGCGCGACAUGCAGCCAGUCAGGCGUUUCUUUUGACGGCCGAGAAGCUUACGUUGAGAUCGACCCGUGGGAAUGGGACGGGCCGGUCACGUUUGAGGUCCGAGUAUGUUACAAUUCGUAUGCCCACCAGGCAGCUGUCCUUGCACUGGGUACACAACUUGCAGACGGACGGAUAAAUGAUCUCUUUGUCCUCAUGAGCUACACGAUGUUUGUAGUGCGCGAAAGCCCCCUGAAGUUCUCCAGAGUCAUCGCGGACCAGCCAAUUUCACUGGGAGAGUGGUAUCACAUUGUCGCAACGUCUGAAGCUGGCUCCACUGCCCUGUACAUCAACGGAUGUGUUGUCGGCAAUAUCUCAGAAGGAUCGUCUGCAAAGGGACUGCUUCGCAGUGCUUUCCUGGGGCGCUCCGUCACGCCGGGAAACUUUCUGGAUGGGACGAUUGCUUACGUGCGUAUUUGGCACGGGAAAGCUCUUCCGCAAAGCAUGGUCGAACUGCUUUAUCAGGCAUCGCUGCUUGAAUCUUGA